Molecule: messenger RNA, 2553 nt
Organism: Aedes aegypti (yellow fever mosquito)
Lineage: Eukaryota; Metazoa; Arthropoda; Insecta; Diptera; Culicidae
Product: O-acyltransferase like protein
Exons: 9
Coding region: 343-2274 (643 amino acids)
Molecular function (GO): acyltransferase activity, transferring groups other than amino-acyl groups
Source: RefSeq, a predicted model, not a curated record
UCCUAUUACUGAUGUCAGGCGACCCUUAGUGAAUAUUUUUGUUUGGUUUCAUCAAAUAUCUUUUCCUUAUUUGCGGAUACAGUCAAGUUCAACGCCAAGGUUACGUAAGCUUUCCAUUGUCAUGAUACCUAUAUGUUUAGAUGGUGUAACAUCUUGACCUAACGUCGCCUACGAAAUGGAUCCGAAGAUCAAUCUAGCAAAGCACAUAUCUCUCCAACGCGCAGAUGGUGUUUCUGGGGUUUGGCAGUUACCAAUUCGUGAAUCAUUUGAUAGUGGUACCGCGUACCGCGAAGGUGUGAGUUUUGGAGGCGGUUGACCGGCAAACAAAAACAAACCAUUUCGAUGAACUGCAACAUUAAAACCGCCACAUUUGUUUGGUGUUUGGUGCUCUUGGGACAUAUUGAUCCAGUGGUGUCAACAAUCAGAGAUUGUCUUACGAAUAUCAAACUGCCGAAACUGUUCGAGUACGAUGACUUCGACGAGUGCAGAACAUGGAACCCUAGUUUUCGAUACUGUGUUGUUCAAGCUGUUAUUCAACCAGACAACACUUCCCCUAUAUGGCAGAAUAUCAGUGUUAUAUCGGCCAAUAGACGUAAUUUUCCGCACGAUCAACUGGAGAGGGGAUUAUGUUUACAAAGAUGUUUGAAUCAGCUUGCUGUCUCACAUCAGAUAUCAGUUGGUUUGGUCGAAUCAAAUCUGAUUACGGAACAUGAACAAAAUGCAUAUUUUGGCCAAUGCCUAAACCUGGAACUCGAAACUUCUUACAACUUGCAUGCAACUACAACCGUUAUGAACUGUAUCACAGAAGAUGAUUUUCGGAUAUCUUUAGGUGCAGCUGAGAUAGUAUUCAUUGGGAUGGUUGUGUUGAUUAUACUACUAAUUGCAAUUGCUACUGCACGGGAUUUAAGGGGAGAUCUCAAAAAUCAAUAUGAUGCCGCCAUUCAGUCAUUCUCAAUAUCCCGCAACAUUCGCAAACUUUUGGACUGCGAAAAAACUGACGGCAAUCUUGCGUAUUUGGAUGGAUUUCGCGUAAUAUUCACGAUCAUCAUACUUGUUGUCCACUCAUCAUUGCCAAUGAUUCGAAUGCCUCUCAAAAAUGUUGAAGAUUUCGAAGCACAAACGAACAGCGCAAUCUUUCCCGUCAUCAAUUCCUUGAACACGCACAUGAUCACGUUUUUCUUCGUAUUGGGUGGAAUGGUGCUAUCGGUCGGUUUCCUAAAUCACAUCGACAGAUCGAAAGGAUUCACGCUUCGGUACCAAUGGAAGAAACUGCUCAAUCGUUUGGCGCGCCUUUUGCCGGCUUAUGCAUUCAUCAUCUUCUACCAGGCGACGGUUUUCAAGUGGACAAAGAAGACCCCUGUUGCUUUUAAAUUUGUCGACUAUUGCAGCGAACAUUGGUGGUCCAAUUUGUUAAUGAUUAACAACGUCGUGCACCUCAGCGAACCGUGUCUUCAGUACGGGUGGUAUCUGGGAGCAGAUUUCCAAUUGUUUUUGAUUGGAUUGGGCAUCAUGACAUCGAUUUGGAGGUUUCCAGCUCUUAAGAAAAUUUGCAUUGGCGCAAUGCUCAUCAUAGCUUUUGCGGUGCCUGGGAUUGUGAUCUAUUUGGAGAAACUUGACGCAACCAUGUCGUUCGAUAUGAGACAUGCACUCAACCAGCUGCGGGAAUACAAGGAAUUUCUAAGAUAUUACACUCCGUUUUACACGAAUGCUGGAACAUACUUCUUCGGCAUGAUUGCAGGGAUGGUGUACCAUCACGUUUCGAAAAACAGUAUAUCCGUUGCUAGUCGCUAUACGAAACAGGCGUUCCAAUAUGUUUUUGUGCUACUUAUCGUGUUAAGUGCAUUCCUGGUGAUUCUACCUUGGAUUAAGGUGGAAAAGCCAUCUAUUUUUCUAUCCAUAUACGGAUCCGCCCUGAAGGCAGUGUGGGGCAUAACACAUGCCACUGUAUUCUUGAUGUACGCCUUCAAGACUGAUUCUGUACAGGUUGCCUUUCUGGAGCACCCCAUACUUAGAGUACUGGCGAAGCUCAGUUACUCCAUCUACAUAGUGCAGUACUCGAUCAUCCACAUGGUGUACAGCAACUUGAGCGUUCCUAUUCGGUACGAUAUGUUCAAUACGGUAUUGAUAACGUCCGCAAAUAUUCUCAUCACGUUUUGCUGUGCAAUAUUACUACACCUCGCAGUUGAGGUACCCUUUGCAACUAUUCUGAAGAAAGUGAUAGAUGGAAAAAUAAGAAUAACUAAUUUUUCAAUAAAAGACCAAAAACUCUCUUAAUCAGCCGGAUAUUGGCAGAUCAAUUGUGUCAGAUUAAAAAUGUACAUAUGUUAGGAUUUAGGUAUUUAUAUGAUCAUUUUGAAGUGACAAUCUGAUUGAAUCAUUAAUGAAUGAAUCCACACAUAAAUAAGAACCGUUUUUUUGUGUUAUUAAAAUAAAUUUGAAAAUGUUUUCAUCUUUUUAAGAUUACACAAAAAAGAACAGCUUUUCUCUCUUGUACCAGAGUAGAAGAGAUAAAAAAGCAGCUAAUAAGUGAUAAGAUGUUGUUUUUUAUACGAC